Molecule: messenger RNA, 2743 nt
Organism: Pseudogymnoascus verrucosus
Lineage: Eukaryota; Fungi; Ascomycota; Leotiomycetes; Thelebolales; Thelebolaceae
Exons: 3
Coding region: 438-2330 (630 amino acids)
Source: RefSeq, a predicted model, not a curated record
AUAAUUUCCUGGUAGUAUAUGUGUCACGGUAUUAUCGUAAUUAUAAUCGAACUAUAAUAUUGGUUCGAAAGCUACAGUAUUUCUAAAAUGAAUGCUGGCAAACAAAGCCACAUAUGGGUUAUCGCUGGGGUGGGGCAGCACCUGCCCGCCAUAUUUCCACUCGACUGUCGUCGUCAUUAGUGCUGCAAUUAUCCGCCAGUACCUCCCAAGGUUAAUCUUAACCACCCAACCUACAAAUCAGCAAUUGUUGAGAUGUCGAUCUCGGGCUACAACAUCAGAGAUACCGUGAAGAAGGGCUUGCAGUCGAAAGAUGCAGAUGGAAAGCCUAAAGAAGGUUGGCGAGCGGGGGAUUUCAAGGGUCGUGAUCAAAUCGUUAGUAUCUGAGUGGCAAUUUCCAGCCAUUAAGAUUUGGAUCCUGACUUCUAUAGUCGGGUUUGAUGGGAAGGGCCAAAGGCCAGACGACUCAGUCCAAUACAUCCGAAUAUGUAGCACGGCCACUUAGCUCAUUGAAAGAUCCCAGCUCGUUUGCGCCGCCACCAAGGAAGAACAGUUACCCCCAGCGGUCAACCCCGACAACCCCAGUAGGAUCCCAAAAUGGGCCCUCUGCAGCAUACGGUCGACAAAUUGAACAAGAACCGGAAGAGCCGAAGGCCCCAGAGCCAUAUCGUAGGGAUACAACAGGGCUGUCCACUUCUCACCUCCCCCCGCCUCCAGGAAGGAGAGAGAGAGCAGAUGGAGGAGCUCCGGCGCCGAAAGCAAAGCCAUCCCUCCCGCCACGGUUACCUCCCAGGCAAAAUGAAAACCCAAGCCAUCAUACACCGCCGCCCCCACCAGCUUACCAUGAAGCUGCGUCGGAACCUCCAGCGCAUAGGGGAAUAUUAAAUCAAGGUUCUCUCAGCAGGCUCGGCGCUGCAGGUGUGAGUGUCCCGGGAUUUGACAUCGGACCAAAAACCACCAAACUGGCGGCCAAGUCACCGCCUCCUAUACCUUCUAGAAAGUCGACUCUGACAGACCAAUCGCCUUCACAUGAUACUCAGGUGAACGCGCUGCAAUCUCGUUUUUCCCAGAUGCGGACUUCCUCCCCCAAAGAGCCAGCCGCGCAGGGGACAACCUGGGCCGAAAAGCAGUCUGCAUUAAAGACAGCGUCCUCGUUCAGGGAUAACCCAUCAUCAGUAUCUUUCUCGGAUGCCCGAAAUGCGGCGUCAACAUUCAAUAAUUUUAGAGAACGGCAUGGCACGCAGGUAGCUUCUGGCCUGAAGUCUGCGAAUGAAAUGAACUCGAAAUACGGACUUGCCGACAAAGUCGUAUCCCACGGUGGUUCAAGCAAGCAAGUCGAGCCAGAGCAUGACGACGGCCCAAUAUUAAUGGAAGAUAAAACCGUGUCUCCAGCUAAGAAGGCGCCUCCGCCACCUCCGAAGAAGAAGCCUGGGCUAGGUGCGCCUGUCGACAGCUCCGGAGGGCCUCCUCCAAUACCACUUGCAAGCAAACCAAAGCCUUCAAUUGUACCAAAAGCAACUCCGAAAAUCGAAGAUUUCGAUCUAGAUCUCGAGAAACAAUGGUUUGCCAACCAGCACAUCGUAUUCCCACCUGAUUCCAUAGAGCGAGUUCCUGGCUCUCGGGGUUACAGAUAUUCCUCUGGCUGGAGCUCUAACGGUGUGAGGAAAACAUGCACUUUCAAUGGCCUAGUAAUAUACAAGACGCUGGCUUAUACGAAGAUCCACAUAACUUGGGACGCCAGCAACCCGGGUUUGACGGUCAAAUCAGAGCAGAAGCACUUUCCACCACCAAUUUCUCCAUCCAAAUCGCAGCUAGACAGCUACCGACGACAGUACUCCGAAAAACUUGCUCACUGGUGUGAACUACAAAUGGGCACCCAAGUCGGCAAUGGCGAGUGCUGGACGCUGGCAAAUAAUGGCCUUAUCGCCGUUGCGUCUGCUUGCACUGACCGUGGUGAAGAACCUUGUAUGGCAAGUCAGGGCUACGUGCAUGGCGUUCUGAUCUAUGAAAAGAUCGGACGUAAGCACCCUGAACCUCAUGGUGGGGUCUUGUCUGCUGGAGUUGCCAGGGGUGAUAUCCUUCAAUUCUGGAAAGCGCGUCUUGAGGCGAAAGAUGGAAGGAGUUGGAAGAGUGCAGGGGCACCGGAUCAUACUGCUGUGAUUACAAGAGUGGAAAACAACGGCGUUUUGAAGACUCUUGAGCAGAAUAUGGGCGGCGUGAAAACCGUUAAAGAGGGAAGUUAUGACGUGGAUGAGUUGGUGGAAGGUGAAGUGAGAAUCUUCAGGGCUGCUGGUGUUAACUGGGUAGGCCCAUUGGAAGCCACCUGGCCCUGAAACGGUGCGAGUUUGAAGGGUUCAAUUAUUAACUUUUUUGUAUCAAUAAUCCCUUUGACCUGGCCCUUGGAAUACUUACAUUCAUUUUAUUGGUAACGAUGGCUCUUGUUGGGGCCUGCAAACUCGCAAAUUCACGUGGGCCACUGAGGUUCAUCCUAACCACGAAGAAUAAGAAUCAUCAAUGGGGUAAAAUAGUGAUAUUAUUUAUGCUAAAAGAACGUUAACGAAGCUGUAGGAUAUAUUUUGUCACAUAGUUACCUAGUUACCACGAGCCUGGGAUAAUAUACGGUGGCCGCUCACAUUCCGGUGAGUAUUGCGGCAGCGUCAAUGUCUGCUUCGGCCUCGUCCGGGUUUUCUGUGAUAGAGCUCAUAACAAUAUUGUAAGUCUGCCUGCAAGUAGGGCAAGUUUUCGG